GUCUCGAGCAACCAACCAUUUCCUCCGUUUCGAACCAACCAAUCGACGAUGACAGCGCCAGUUCCAAGCGACCAAUCGCUGCGCCAGUGUCGUUGCUUGCGCUUGCGCAGCGCGAGCCUCCCCUCUCCUCAACAAUAGGCGUCGACUCUGUCUCGCCACUUAUUAUUUGGAUAAACUUCCGGGGUUGAGUGAAGUUUGUUUCCGGGUUAUGCCCUUCCUCUGGUUCCUGAGAAGUCCUGGUGUAGGGAAAGUUAUCGCUUUUAAGUUUGGGGUAGAAGAGUUUCUAAUUUUGCUCGUAAGCCUGGCUUAAUGCACGAUGCAUCCGGACUUGUCUCCUCAUCUUCAUACAGAAGAGUGCAACGCCGUCAUCCGCCUACUGAAAGAGUGUCACAGUGAGCACUCCAUCAUGAAAUAUUUGGGCCAUUGUAACCAUCUCGACAGAGAAAUGAGGCAGUGCUUAAAGAGAGAGUAUCAAGAUAAAAGAGCCAAGAGCCAUGCACAUGCAGAAGAAUUGAGGCAGAAAUUGAGGAAUAUCCCAAUGCAGGAGUAGAGCUCUGCAGAGCUGGUGUCUGGGUUGGCGGUCAGCCCAGCGUCCAGAAGACAGGCCACUGAAGGAGCAGGUUGCCCCUGACGUUUUCUGAUUCCUGGAAUGCAGGCGAGAGAGACUCUGACGUGUUUGUAAUAAAAAUUGGCCGCAUUUGGAACCUAA
Heteronotia binoei (common prickly gecko) is the source of this 709-nucleotide messenger RNA. RefSeq names its product C-X9-C motif containing 2 (gene CMC2). Gene Ontology annotation, cellular component: mitochondrion. The record is from RefSeq and is a predicted model, not a curated record. The coding region runs from base 317 to 550 and encodes 77 amino acids. The transcript has 4 exons. Lineage: Eukaryota; Metazoa; Chordata; Lepidosauria; Squamata; Gekkonidae.